CCACCAUUGCCGCCGCCACACCUCCUCCCUCACCGCCCUCUCUCUCUUCUCCUAUUCUCUUCACCGGUCGUCUACUUCGUCUUCUCCACUCUCGUCGUCGGAUCCAAAACCCUAACCCUACCUUCGAUCUUCUCCAAUCCCUCCACAAGCCAUAUGUUCAAAUCCAGACCCUACACUCCCCUCAACUGUUUUAGAACCUUUGUCUACAAAGGACUAUCGUCGAACUCGUCAGAACGGCGAUCUCAAACGGGUUGAUUGUGAUGAGAAAGACCAGGUGGCGAGGCGCAUUAACGCGUCAGAAACGAAAUCAGAAGAUGGACAGUUCAUCUUUGCCCUAAAUUUUCUCUUCAUUUCUGCUCAAAUUGGCAGUUAUGAGGACAAUAUGGUAGUACUGAAGCAGGAGUCUCAAUUUGCAAAGGCAAAUGAUUGUAGUUUCAGUCGAUUUAGUCUGCAAAUAGAACAACGAAUUCCCGUUCUAUCCAGGUGGCUGAUCUUCAACCGAUUCAAAUUUACUGCAUCAAAGGGAGUUAAACUUGGGCCAGCAUUUGUCUUCACAAGAUUGAGAGUUUUGAUUACGAAGAUGAAGAGGGCUAGAGAUGACAUGUACAUGGCUUCUCAACUCAAACGCCCCAUCGUCUCCUCUCGCGCCGAACCCUCUGGGCAAUCCCAGAUGAUGGGUGGAGCGAGCACACAGAAACUAACUACCAAUGAUGCAUUGGCAUAUCUCAAGGCAGUUAAGGACAUAUUUCAAGAUAAAAGGGAUAAAUAUGAUGAGUUUCUUGAAGUUAUGAAAGGGUUCAAGGCUCAAAGGUGCAUUAGGCUGUUGUACCUUGCUUUGCUUCAGAAAAAGCAAGCAUUGCCUGUCCGCAGGAGUUGUGAAAAUAUCCUAAUUGGAGAUGGAGGGUCAAAAUAAUAUGACUGUGAGUUCACUGAAUGCUCUUCAGCAGAGAAAUGUCAACUUCAAAUGCUAGCGGCAGUACCUCAGAUCAUUUGAAGAACAAAGUGUAAAUGGACAACAUACCAACCGUCACCGAACAACUUCGAAGUAUGGGUGAACACUUGCAAUUUCAAAGCGAACAACUUCAAAUUCAAAGCAUGCAGAUGCAAAAAUUGCAGACAGACUUAAAUCGAAGUUGGUGUUGCAUUUAUGAGAUCUUUUGCUUCCUUGUAAUUAUUGUUGUAUUAGUUACGAAUAUGUAAUAAUUUAAAUAACAGUUAGAAGUUGAAAUAGAUGAUAUGUAUGAAAAUUUAUGAUAUAUGACAGUUAUUUUGGAGGAGUAUAAACAUGUAAUCUGUUAUCUGUUUGUUUGUUUGUUUGAAGAAUGUUUGAACACAGGUUGUUAAAAUUAUGUUUGUUUGUUGGAGGAAUGCUUGAACACGGGUUGUUAUA
This is a messenger RNA of Camellia sinensis, 1390 nucleotides long. RefSeq lists its product as uncharacterized. NCBI's taxonomy places the organism in Eukaryota, Viridiplantae, Streptophyta, Magnoliopsida, Ericales, Theaceae. Gene Ontology annotation, cellular component: membrane. The record is from RefSeq and is a predicted model, not a curated record. Gene Ontology annotation, biological process: chloroplast organization; regulation of DNA-templated transcription; embryo development ending in seed dormancy.